This is a messenger RNA of Pyricularia oryzae 70-15, 348 nucleotides long. RefSeq lists its product as uncharacterized. The coding region runs from base 1 to 348 and encodes 115 amino acids. The record is from RefSeq and is a predicted model, not a curated record. NCBI's taxonomy places the organism in Eukaryota, Fungi, Ascomycota, Sordariomycetes, Magnaporthales, Pyriculariaceae. The transcript has a single exon.
AUGGACAUGGGGCGCGCCGCCAAUCAAAACGGGAGGGACCAGGGUUGCGGCGACCAGCCCGGUCGACCCGGCCUGCGCAAGAUUGCGUCUUCCUUUGACAAGGUCAGGAGGGCGUUUACGUUCAGGAGUGGCAGCGGCGGCACGUCGUCGUCGUCGUCGUCGUCCAGACCCGGAUCGCCAUAUCCUCUCAGCGGUGGUGGUGCUGCUGCAGACGUCGACGAACCGGUGAAGGGGUCGCGUAUCGGUGAACAACAAGGUGAGUCUGAGCACGCCGGUGCCGUGGAGCUGACGCAGGCUAACCCUCGAUUCAGCUACGACUCUGACCAUGCGCCACCCGCUAGAAGGUAG